GAGAGGAGCCGCUUCUUGCGUAACGUUUCACGGUCCCGCUGCAGCCGAGGAGGUCGUUUCCGUCCAGCCUCGCUCCUCUUGUUUCUCCAUCUUCCCUCAGACGAACACCGUCUCCGCCAAGUAAACUCACAGGAGGGUGAAACUUGAGGAUGGAGAAAGGGUGCCCACCACACGAAUGCCUUCCACUCUCCAUGGGCCCGCCCAUGCCUGAUGGAGACGGGAUGCCUCACAAAGGGAUGAGCCCUCAGCCAGGCCUCGCUCCUGGACCACCACCUGCUGGAUUCCAAGGAGGGCCUCCUCCAGGGGUCUACCAUCAUCGAAGCCGCUCCCCUUCACCCUCCCGUUAUUCUGCACGCUCCACAAGUGUUCAAUUCGCUCCUGCUCAGACUGCACCGGUCACAGUGGUGGCGCCAGACCUGCUGCAGGUGCUCCCGGGUCGGACCGUGUGCCAACAGUGCCAACAGACAGUCCUCACCGACACAGAGUACACACCCGGCUGCAUCACCUGGCUUUUGUGUAUUCUCCUCGCUUCUAUCGGGUGUUUCUUUUGCUUCUGGGUGCCGUUCUUCCAUUAUGGCUGUAAAGAUGUGGAGCAUCGCUGUCCAUCCUGCAACAAUGUGAUCCAUGUGCACAAACGAUGCACUGGUUAUUCAAGGCCACGUUAUGCCUCUCAGGCUUAAGUAUAGAUUCUCUACCGCCUUAAAGGCAGUAAAAUGUUACUGUGAUGCCAAAGAGAGCUUCAGCCUGUUGAUGUUUUAUUUCCUUUUUAUAACUUAAUGUGAAAUGUAUUAGAACCACACACACACACGCACACACACACACACACACACACUCUCACACACACACACACACACACACACACACACACACACACACACACACACACACACACACACACACACACACACACACUCCAUUUUGUAAGUUUUGGGAUUUUUUAAAAAAAACUUUAUGGAGCAUUAUCUUACUGAAAAUGCUGAAGUAACAAAUUUUGUUAAAAUGAAUUGCUUGUGGUGCUAAUUUAAACUUUAGUUUAUUGUAUUUUUGCUGUGUGCUGCCUGAUGUUUGGCAUGGGUUAAAAUUUAUGAACUGUCCUUUUGAGACACUUCCUCCUGUCUUCGUUCUUCUCUGUCGUCACUGAAUGUUUCGGAAUGCUCGGUUUUCUUCUUGAUUUAUGGAAAAACAGGACGACAACGAUAUCUCGGUGUUGAAAUACAGUCUUUCUCGACAUCUGAAAAGCUGCACGUCGAAGGCCAAAAGGUGUCUGGUAUAGCUUGUCUUGUCUCUCCAUACUCUGUAAAGAGCUGUUUUUCACUGGCAUGUUUACCUCUCAUCACGAAAUGUACUCGUGAAACUAAAUGGAAUGGCCGUCACAGGCGUUGAUAAGUAUUAUGAAUUGUUUACGAUCUGCAUCAUGAUAAACUGUAAUGCGGAUACAGACUUCAAAACUAUAGUAGUGCUUGUUGGCUUGUGUCACGAGUGUGCCGAAAGCACCCGUGGGUCUCGAGAAGCGCUGCACUGAGUGACUGAGACCCGGAUUCCCCUCCCUUCACCGGGGGGUGGGGGCUCAGACGUACCGGCCAGGGCACCUUCUUAUUGCACAUGCAUGUCAU
Molecule: messenger RNA, 1613 nt
Organism: Salarias fasciatus (jewelled blenny)
Lineage: Eukaryota; Metazoa; Chordata; Actinopteri; Blenniiformes; Blenniidae
Product: lipopolysaccharide-induced tumor necrosis factor-alpha factor homolog
Exons: 6
Coding region: 150-680 (176 amino acids)
Cellular component (GO): cytoplasmic side of late endosome membrane; cytoplasmic side of lysosomal membrane; nucleus
Molecular function (GO): zinc ion binding
Source: RefSeq, a predicted model, not a curated record